Molecule: messenger RNA, 2445 nt
Organism: Emericellopsis cladophorae
Lineage: Eukaryota; Fungi; Ascomycota; Sordariomycetes; Hypocreales; Bionectriaceae
Exons: 3
Coding region: 1-2445 (814 amino acids)
Molecular function (GO): protein binding
Source: RefSeq, a predicted model, not a curated record
AUGAAGUUCUUCGGUGGAAGCAGCAACAAGAAAUCUUCCUCUUCCAAAAAGCACGCCCAUAGCGACUCGGCAUCCUCCUUUACAAACCCAAAAGGCCCAGACGGGACCUCGCUCAACUCGGGCCACACAUUCCCUCUUUCCCCACCACAAGAGGAUCAUUCUCGCGACACUGGUUCUGGUUCGCACCGGUCCGAACCAUUAUCGCCUACCAAGUCCUUCAACACCACCAGGUCACCUACCAAGAAAACAUUUUCGAAUCGCGAUUCCGUUUCCUCGACGUCGUCACACACGGAGCCCCCGAGCAAGCCCUCUCGCCCCUUCAAAUCCUCACGAUCCUCCGAAAAAACAAAGCGGAGCAGUCAAUUUGACCCAGACACCCACCCACUCAACCUCCCGCCCGAGGAGCGCAGGCGUCUGUCCUCGCUUGCCCAGUCCGCCAUGAGUGGGAACAACUCCAUGGAUAUCGACCGCGAACCCGUCAACGGCUCGACGUCGCGGUCGGGGUCACCUCACAACGCUUCCGCGCAAAAGAACUUUUCCGUCCCAAUCCCCAACGGCACAAGCAACGUCGAGACCAACGGCAACUCCAAUGGGACCGAGUCUGCGCCUGCUCCUCCACCCCACGGCUCCAACCCAUCUAGUCCAAUCCUCACAGCCGAGGACGAUGCUGAGGCAUACAAGGCCGCCGGCAACCGGCUCUUCAAGGAGAAGAACUAUGCGCAGGCCAUUCAGCAGUACUCCAAGGCCAUUGACUUGUUCCCCGACUCGGCGACGUAUCUGAGCAACCGAGCAGCCGCGCGCAUGUCCAGCGGCGCAUAUGAAGCUGCGCUCGAGGACUGCACCCGUGCCGCGGACCUCGAGUCUGAGAACCCCAAGAUCCUGCUUCGUCUAGCUCGCAUCUACACGGCUCUCGGUCGUCCGGAUGAGGCCAUUCUCACCUUCGAUCGCAUCAAACCCCCACCAUCCGCCAAGGACAUGGCGCCCGCCAGAGAGAUGCUGCACCAUCUCAGCGCAGCCAAGGAUACUCUGGAGAAGGGCAGCGCCAUGUCCAUGGUGCUCCACGCGCUUGACCAGGCCGAGAAGGGACUCGGGUACGGUGCCGGCAAGCCACGCAAAUGGCAGCUGCUGCGAGGCGAGGCCUAUCUCAAGAUGGGCCGCGAGAACGCCCUGGGCGAAGCACAGAACAUCGCCAUGAGCCUGCUACGAAACAACAGCCAGGAUCCCGAAGCUCUCGUGCUCAGAGGCCGCGUGAUGUAUGGCCAGGGCGAGAACGACAAGGCCAUCCAGCUCUUCCGCAUGGCGCUCAACUGCGACCCGGACUUCCGUGAGGCUGUCAAGUGGCUCAAGAUUGUGCAAAAGCUGGACCGCAUGAAGGACGAGGGCAACACGCACUUCAAGGCAGCGCGAUACCAAGCCGCUAUUGACAAGUACGGUGAGGCUCUGGGAAUCGACCCCUCCAACAAGAGCAUGAACGCCAAGCUGCUGCAGAAUCGUGCGCAGUGCAAGAUCAAGCUCAAGCAGUACAACGAGGCCAUUGCCGACGCCGACAAGGCCGUGAGCCUUGAUCCUGGGUACACCAAGGCGCGCAAGACCAAGGCCAACGCCCUCGGGCAGUCGGGGCAGUGGGAGGAGUCCGUCAAGGAGUGGAAGUCCAUCCAGGAGCUGGAUCCCGAGGACAGGACCAUCCCCAAGGAGAUCCGCAAGGCCGAGCUCGAGCUCAAGAAGAGUUUGCGCAAGGACUAUUACAAGAUCAUGGAGCUCGAAAAGGACUGCAACGACAACGACAUCAAGAAGGCCUACCGCAAGAUGGCCGUCAAGCUCCACCCGGACAAGAAUCCCGGCGACGACCAGGCCGAAGCCAAGUUCAAGGACAUGCAAGAGGCGUACGAGACAUUGAGUGACCCUCAAAAACGUGCGGCGUACGACAAUGGUGACGACCUCAUGGACCCCGCCGACAUGUUCGGCGGCGGCGGUGGCAUGGGUGGCAUGGGUGGCGGCAUGGGCGGCAUCGACCCGGAGAUCCUGUUCAGCAUGAUGGGCAACCAAGGAGGCUUCGGUGGCGGUGGCUUCCGCGGUGGCGGCGGAGGCUUCCCAGGAGGUGCCCGAGGUUUCCCUGGCGGCGGCGGCGGCGGCGCUGGAGGGUUCCCUGAAAGCGGGCCCUUUGAUGAGGAUGGGGGUGACCCCGAUGUCUCUGGUCGCGCAGACCAGUCCGAGUCUGAUCCUCCGCCGCAGCAGCAGAAGCAGAAGACGACGACGAGUUAUUUCGAGGAACGGCAAGAGCAGGCCCGGGAGGCGCGAGUCGCGGCCAUGCGCAGGUAUGGCGUGUAUCUCGUGGCUGCCCUAGUACUGCUGCCGCUGGAGCUCAUCGGCACACUGCUUGUCUUGGCGGGCAUUGCGUACAUGGUACGACGUGUCAUAGGGAGGAGGAGGGAAAAUGUCGUUUGA